Messenger RNA from Salvia miltiorrhiza (redroot sage), 1361 nucleotides. RefSeq names its product putative F-box/LRR-repeat protein 23. Lineage: Eukaryota; Viridiplantae; Streptophyta; Magnoliopsida; Lamiales; Lamiaceae. The record is from RefSeq and is a predicted model, not a curated record. Gene Ontology annotation, molecular function: protein binding. The coding region runs from base 103 to 1044 and encodes 313 amino acids. The transcript has 2 exons.
AACUGAAUUUUUUUUUCCCGUUUUGCGCCUAAAUAUUAAUCCAAAUAAACAAACCUUUUUCAAAUUCCUCUCCUCCUUCGCAUUCUGCUGUUUCCAAUCGCCAUGGAAAGAAGGAAAUGCAGAAAAAUUCCUCUCCUUCGCGUUAUGCGGUUUCCAACCGCCAAGGAAAGAAGGAAAAGCAGAAACCGAAAACGGCGGCUUCAAAGAAAAACUCCGGCGCCAGCUGCUUCAUCCUCGGCCUCUCCGCCGCCGUGGAUCGAACUUCCAGAAGAUGUAACGGUCAACAUUCUGCAGAGGUUGGGCGCGGAGGGGAUGCUAAGCGCGGAACUAGUGUGUAGUAGCUGGUGGAAGGUUUGCAAGGAUCCCGCCAUGUGGCGAGUGAUCGAUUUGUGCAAUCCUGAUCCUGGGGCUACGAAUUUGAGAAGGAAGUAUACCGCCAUGUGCCGCCGCGCAGUGGAUCGGAGCCAGGGGCAAUUGGUCGACCUCACCAUGGACUCCUUCGGCAACGGGCACCUGAUAAAAUACGUCGCCCAUCGAUCACGAGAUCUCAAACGUCUUAAACUCGUAUCUUGCAUUCACAUAGCUGGAUGUCUUUUAGUCCAAGCAGUUGAAAAACUUGGACAGUUGGAAGAAUUGCAUCUUAACACGAGCACAUGGAUUUCUGCUCACCACAUUGAAGCUAUUGGCAAUGCUUGCCCAAAGUUGAAAUCAUUCUCGUUUAGCGAAGAUGGUUCGUGGUGUCAGCUUCCGCCAUAUUUAGAAAAUGGUGGUAUUGAUGACAAAUCUGAUUGGAAUCGUUAUGCUCGAGCAAUAGGAAAAUGCAUGCCUAAUUUGCAUCACCUUCAACUUUGUUCAUGUCUGAUGCAAAAUGAAGGACUUGCAGCCAUCCUUGAUGGCUGUCCACGCCUCGAAUCACUGGACAUCCGGCAAUGCUUUGGUCUCGAUCUUGAAGGGGAUUUAGGGAAAAGAUGCCGUGAGCAGAUAAAAGAUAUGAGACUCACUGACGGGCCUGGGUUGUUCAACUUCGUCUAUGACUAUUUGUGAGCUAGGAAAGGGUCACAGCAGAGGGUAAAGGUUUCUUGACCUUUCUUCUAUCGAUUUAUGGUUUAAGAUAUAUGGCCAAAUAAUACUCCUCACCAAUUCUUUUGUAGGUUUUUGUGUUGGUAGUUGAUUUCAAGUGGUUAUGGCAGCAUUUUGGGACUUCCAAUCUAUGUCUAGUGAGAUAUGAAUGGUAGUAGCUAUGUACAUCUUAUGACUCUGCCCAUGUUUUAGUAGCUGAACUAACUCCAUGCAUAAGAAUAUUUCUAUAUAUGAUCGUGGUGUUCUUCACCGUUUAUAUAUGGUUUAAAUCUUGAUGAUUC